Molecule: messenger RNA, 2042 nt
Organism: Bombyx mandarina (wild silkworm)
Lineage: Eukaryota; Metazoa; Arthropoda; Insecta; Lepidoptera; Bombycidae
Gene: mri
Product: BTB/POZ domain-containing protein mrityu
Biological process (GO): positive regulation of phosphorylation
Cellular component (GO): cytoplasm
Molecular function (GO): protein binding
Source: RefSeq, a predicted model, not a curated record
UCAAACAAAGGUGUCGACGUGCAGUUUCUAGUGUGAAACACAAUUAUCCAAAACGAAAUCUUCAAAGAAAGGCUCGUAUAAAUCUCCGCCUCGGAGGCACCGUAGUGUGGACCGUGAUGUAAAAGCUCGCGGAGACGAGCACGCGCGUAUGUCUGACUCUCAGGCACAUGGUGAGGCAAUGAGUGAUCGCAGGUCGUUUUUCUAUCCUGAUAGCAGCAGUGGCUCGGAAGAGUACAACAGAGACGCGGAGGAGCGUCGGAGACGUCUCUCAAAGCGAUCUGGAGUAUCGAACAGGCCCCGCGCUCCUACAAUGCAGUCCGGGGCGUGUUCGUCUAGUAACCCGAUGCCAUCGACCUCUUCAGCUCAAGAACCUCCGAAAAACGCUCCGAAGCACCAACUCGGAGAUGACCGAAUCACGUUGGUUGUGGACAAUACGAGGUUUGUCGUCGAUCCUUCUCAGUUCACGGCGCAUCCCAACACAAUGCUUGGGAGAAUGUUUAGUUCUGGGAUAGAAUUUACACAUCCAAAUGAAAGAGGCGAAUAUGAAGUAGCUGAAGGUAUCUCCGCGACCGUAUUCAGAGCUAUACUGGAAUAUUACCGAGGAGGUACAAUUCGCUGUCCCCCCACGGUGUCUGUGCAAGAGCUGCGAGAGGCCUGUGAUUAUUUGUUGGUGCCUUUUGAUGCUAACACAGUGAGGUGCCAGAACCUCCGUGGCUUAUUACAUGAGCUAUCCAAUGAAGGUGCCCGCCGUCAGUUUGAAUCGUUCUUGGAGCGUCUCGUACUCCCGCUGAUGGUGGAGUCUGCUCGGCGCGGAGACCGCGAGUGUCACGUGGUGGUGUUGCUCGAUGAUGAUGCUGUGGACUGGGACGAGGAAUAUCCUCCCCAGAUGGGAGACGAAUACAGUCAGACUGUGCUGUCCACACCGUUGUAUAGGUUCUUCAAGUAUAUUGAGAAUCGGGACGUAGCAAAACAAGUAAUGAAGGAGAGAGGACUGAAAAAGAUAAGGCUUGGCGUCGAAGGGUACCCGACUUACAAGGAGAAAGUUCGCAAACGUCCCGGCGGCAGGGCUGAAGUCAUCUACAAUUAUGUCCAGAGGCCGUUCAUCCACAUGUCCUGGGAGAAGGAGGAAGCAAAGAGCCGCCACGUAGACUUCCAGUGCUUCAAGUCGAAAUCCGUCACAAACCUCGCUGAAGCUACAGCGGAUCCUGUCAUAGAAUUAGUGCCGGUAGCGAGAAGAGAAGAAGAAGGUGGAGAAGUGAAUGAUCCGCCAGAGGAAGAGUGAUGUAUGGUGUGGGGCUCUGUGCUGUGCUGGUUGUGAGACAGUCGUAUUAAAAGUGAUUUACACAACAACAGUUACUGGAACCCGUGAAGAUGAGAACGUCCGGUAGUAAUGUACUAGUGUAGGCAGCGGCUUGGCUCUGCCCCCGGCAUUGCUGAAGUCCAUGGGCGACGGUAACCACUCACCAUCAGGUGGGCCGUAUGCCCGUCUGCCUACAAGGGCAAUAAAAAAAAAAUGUGAAAAAAAGGUUUGCCACUCGAAAGGUGAAUAAAGUGCUUUUGGAAAGUAAUCGCAAGUAUUACUUGCUACUGUUUGGAACUCAGUGUUAACUAGGCCUUUAGUUGUAAUAACUAGAUCAUUUAUGUCGAAUUAAUGCAAAGGUUUUGAGUUUCAUUCGUGGUGCAGAAGCAACUGAUGUUUCAAAAGAAGAAAACUGGUUGUUUGGAGUAAUACGGACCGUAAUCUGUGGUCAAUUUAUGAAGGUUCGGUCCCUUGGUGAAAUUGAGUUAUGUGUGAUUCUGAGCACAUUGUUGUACUGCAUGUCUUGCAGUGCAGGUAACGUAAAAUUUAUUUUGCAGAGUAUGAUUAUUUUAACUAUAAACAAACUGAAAGAUUCCAAAUAAAAUGUAAACUUACUGGACUAAAUUUAUUACACUCGGCAUUGAGUAGACAUGGGAUGAAGAAGAGAAGAGAAAUUUUAACAAAAGUGUGCUGUAUCACUACAUAGUAUAAAACAAAGUCGCUUUCUCUGUCCCUAUAUCUG